AUGGCGGGGAAAAGGCCACCGGUGGCGGAUCCGUCUCCGGCGGAGGCACUGCCAGCAGAGAGCAGCCAAGCGCCGAAGCGCCGUCGGCUCGUCAGGAUCACUGAUGACGACGAUGAGGAGGAGGAGACCGUGCCUUCCUUGGUCCGGAGGCCGCGCAGUCGCCCGGAUGUCGCGCCGACCACUAGCGACUGGGUGACCAGUGACCCUCCUAUUCCUCACACCGAGCCAACUCGUAUUAGGGCGACCGAGGCGGCAGCAGCGACCGGCAGGACCAGGAGGAGGUGUUUGACAUUGGUAAGAUGCCAUGUAUCUGUUAGUGCGGCGUCUGACGUCGAUCCCGACCACGUUGCUGGGCGGAGGACAGCCGAGCCGGCGGCUGUCGUCGGGGACGCCGCGCAACAGACUGCUCGGGAACACCCCGAAGAGCAGCUCGCGGUAACGACCGCAGCUGAGAGUGCCGUGGAGCAACCAGCUCUGGCGACGUCCCAAGCGAACACCCCUGCAGGGGAUGAAGAGGCUGCAAGGGUGCCUCCCCCGAGCAGUGCUGCAGAGGAGGACAGAGUUCCGACUCCCCCACCUGCUGAACAAAGGAGGGUCCCAACCCCGCCCCGAGCAGGGGUCUCUUCACCAGUAAACUCCCCUGGCCGGGAUCAGGGUCCAGUGAUGCCUGCGACCGCGGCUGGGGGUACUACGGAGGGCGAGAAGACCCAGACGGCCUCCGACGAUGAAGUGGAGGAGAUCAAAGGUCAUCUCCAAGAUGGUCGUCAGCACGUUUACGUGUGGCGCCAACGCAGGGACCACUUCAUUGGUCAUGAAGAACUCGCGGAGACGGAGGAGGCCGCGAGGGUAGAGCGCGCAGCGAAGCGGCUUGUGGACGAGGUUAAGUGCUCAAGGUGA
Messenger RNA from Sorghum bicolor (sorghum), 897 nucleotides. Its product is annotated as probable endo-1,3(4)-beta-glucanase ACLA_073210. Bases 1 to 897 code for a protein of 298 amino acids. The record is from RefSeq and is a predicted model, not a curated record. The transcript is spliced from 3 exons. NCBI's taxonomy places the organism in Eukaryota, Viridiplantae, Streptophyta, Magnoliopsida, Poales, Poaceae.